AUUAAAUAAAAGGCGCGUUUGCUAAGACAGAGUCAGUCUCCUGGCUGCUAGAUCUUGAUUCUAUUGAUGCUCAAAGAAAAUUGUACUCAGAAACAUCAAAGUCGAAAGAUAUCCCCAAAUCGAUCGAUUUAAUCAUUUCUUAAAAUUAGGGUUUCAAAAGAAUUUCCAUAAAACAAAUUGAAGAAACAGCAGAAAGAAUGGCAAAAGCAAGAUAUUCACGUCUUCCAGCAAGAAAAUCGUCAUCACCAACAACAAUGAUACUGACAAUGCUUUUGAUGUUCACAUUCGUGAUCUUGAUUCUUCUGGCUCUUGGAAUUCUAUCAGUUCCUAGUAAUUCCGGUGAUAAAGCUCACGAUCUCACCACUAUUGUCCAUAAUAAAGAACAAAGUUUUGAUGGAGAUGAUGGGAAAGGAGAGAGAUGGGCUGAGGUGAUCUCUUGGGAGCCUCGUGCUUUUGUUUAUCAUAAUUUCUUGACCAAGGAGGAAUGUGAAUACCUAAUAAAUCUUGCCAAGCCAAAUAUGCAGAAGUCUACAGUUGUUGAUAGUGAAACUGGAAGGAGUAAAGAUAGCAGAGUGCGGACAAGCUCUGGCACUUUCCUUUCCAGAGGCCGUGACAAAAAGAUCAGGGACAUUGAGAAAAGGAUUGCUGAUUUUUCCUUCAUACCUGUAGAGCACGGGGAAGGACUUCAAGUUCUCCACUAUGAAGUUGGGCAAAAAUAUGAGCCUCACUUUGACUACUUUAAUGAUGAGUUCAAUACAAAGAAUGGGGGUCAACGCGUAGCUACUCUUCUUAUGUAUCUCUCAGAUGUUGAAGAAGGGGGUGAGACUGUCUUCCCUGCUGCCAAAGGAAAUUUUAGUGCGGUUCCUUGGUGGAACGAAUUGUCUGAGUGCGGAAAAAAAGGACUUUCUGUUAAACCAAAUAUGGGUGAUGCAUUGCUUUUCUGGAGCAUGAAGCCUGAUGCCACUCUGGAUCCUUCAAGUUUGCAUGGUGGUUGCCCUGUGAUUAAUGGGAAUAAGUGGUCAGCUACCAAGUGGAUGCGUGUGAAUGAGUACAAAGUCUGAGUUAUGGCUGUGAAGUUAAUUGUAUGACUAAACAUCUCAUCUGUAAGUUGCCCCUUCCAGGAAAAGGCUCCAUCACUAAAAUGGGCUUCAAAAUCGAUGUGUAAUCUUCUUAUAUACAGCGAUACGCCUUCCUAUCAAUAGCUUCGACAUCCCACAGUGAGAAUUUGGAGCCUUUUCUUUGAGGAUAAAUUAGUCUUUUUUAUUAAUGGUUACAGCAGAAAUAGAAUAUGUGAAUUUGAGUUGCUGAUACAUAGACAUUUGUUCUGUCCUGAUUUUGUAACUGUGAUAAUAUUUGUUUUCUACCCCGAAAUAAAUCUCUGUUGGAGACAAUAUUCUCCCGUUA
Molecule: messenger RNA, 1404 nt
Organism: Ricinus communis (castor bean)
Lineage: Eukaryota; Viridiplantae; Streptophyta; Magnoliopsida; Malpighiales; Euphorbiaceae
Product: probable prolyl 4-hydroxylase 10
Exons: 8
Coding region: 198-1061 (287 amino acids)
Biological process (GO): peptidyl-proline hydroxylation to 4-hydroxy-L-proline
Cellular component (GO): endoplasmic reticulum
Molecular function (GO): procollagen-proline 4-dioxygenase activity; iron ion binding; L-ascorbic acid binding
Source: RefSeq, a predicted model, not a curated record